Molecule: messenger RNA, 411 nt
Organism: Diabrotica virgifera virgifera (western corn rootworm)
Lineage: Eukaryota; Metazoa; Arthropoda; Insecta; Coleoptera; Chrysomelidae
Exons: 1
Coding region: 1-411 (136 amino acids)
Source: RefSeq, a predicted model, not a curated record
AUGAAUAGACAAGUGAUAUCCGAGUUCAACAGAGUUAGAAUCGUUACUUUGAUUGAGGAAGGCCACACACAAGUCGACGUUGCUGUCUGGGUUGGAGUUAAUCAGAGUGAUGUGUCUCGGAUUGUGAAAAAAUAUCGAGAGACGAAUUCUGUUAGUGAUCGUCCAAAAAGCGGAAGACCCAGAAUUGCUAACAAUGUCCAAGAACGCUUUUUAACGUUAACUACCCGGAGAAACCCCUCUAUGACUGCCCCAGCUAUUAGAAGAGAGCUCCAGCAAGCUCAUAUUAUUGUAAUUUGCGAUCAGACUAUUAGAAACAGGUUAUAUUUGGCGAAAUUUAUUUACAAGAAGACCAUUGUUUGUACCAAAGCUUACAUUAGAGCAGAAAAGGACUCGACUAGAAUGGGCCAAUGA